AUGUUUAAAAAUUUCAAAGAAAAACAUGGGGGAUUCUUUGACUCUAAGCAAUCCAAUGCUUCGGAAAGCGAUCGCGGUCAAGAUCUAUCAUCGAUCUUGGACCGAUCGCAGCGUGCUGACUUAACCGUCCUCGUUGCUGAGGUAGCUGAGUCAAUGCGGCUUCGGAUCUUGGAACUUUAUGAGCCCACAAACUCUAAGGUUGACUCUCCCAAUCGCUCCAGUCCGCGUCCAUCUCCGGAGACAGGCAAUGAUGAAGACACGCCAUCUUUGCCCCAAAGACCACCAGGCAAGGAGGCCUCGGGAAACAACGGAAGUCCACGGCAGGGCUCUAAUUCCAAGCCUUUAAGCCCUCCGGAGAAAGGCAUUGUCCUUUCUACUUUCGAUGACUGGAGAGAUUCCGUUCUUUUGCGUGUUGGCGCGGUCGUCAAUAAAGAUAAUGACGAUGAGGGAGGGAAUGAAGGCCAAGGAGAGCUGCAGAACGCUGCCAAGUCUGAUGAUCUUCCAUUGGACGAGGAUAAAGAUAGAUUGGCCAAGUUACAAGAAAUAUACCACCCCAUGAAAACGUCAUUGGCUGAACUUCCUAAAGCAACAAGACUACUUAUUCUUCACUCGCUUCUCCUUUUAAUGCUCAGCUUAGAGCAUUACAGUGCUUACUCAAGGGUCUUGAUGUUGAAUGUCACAUCCAGUCUGAACAUAGAUAUCAACGUGCUCAAUCAAGACGAAGUCAGUGUCGCCCGCGGAUUGCUGCAAACAGCUUUGGCACUCUCGGCAGACCAAGAUGCUAAAGAGCAACCGAAGAAAAAAGACGAUAUGAGGAAAUGGAAAAUUGGCAUUGCAUCCGUGGCUGGAGCCGCCUUAAUUGGCCUCACUGGCGGACUCGCAGCUCCGUUGGUAGCGGCAGGUCUGGGAACUGUCAUGGGUGGAUUGGGCCUUGGCGCCACCGCUGCUGCUGGGCUUCUGGGUACUUUGGCUGGAAGUAGCGUUGUUGUCGGUGGUCUGUUCGGCGCCUAUGGCGGGCGUAUGACUGGUCGCAUGAUGGAAAAGUACGCACGUGAGGUGGACGAUUUUGCAUUCAUACCGAUCCGAGGAGAACGCCGCCGGAACGGGAAAGAUAAGGAAUCUACAGGUAAGGACUCUUCGGAGAAGAAGUCUGCUGAGCAAGAUCAUCGUUUACGAGUUACCAUUGGUGUCACCGGUUGGGUCAAGGAGGAGUCGAACUUCGUGAUCCCUUGGCGGGUGAUUGGUGCUGACUCUGAAGUGUUCGGUCUUCGUUGGGAGAUGGAGCCUUUGAUGAACUUGGGCAAUGCGAUCUCGGCUCUUGUGACUAGCGCAGCAUGGUCCGUUGCCGGACGUGAGGUCUUGGCUCGUACCAUCUUCCACACCAUCAUGAGCGCGGUGAUGCUUCCUCUAGGUCUCUUGAAACUGGCUAGCGUCGUUGACAACCCGUUCAGCGUGGCCAAAGCCCGCGCCGACAAAGCGGGUGAGGUUCUCGCGGAUGCGCUGAUCAACAAAGCCCAGGGAGAACGACCCGUCACCUUGAUGGGCUAUUCUCUGGGAUCUCGGCUGAUUUUCUCCUGUCUACAAAGUUUGGAAAAGAGAGACGCUUACGGGUUGGUCGAGUCGGUCAUUAUGAUGGGCUCACCCACCCCUUCAGACACGCAGGACUGGCAAAAGAUCCGCAGUGUCGUAAGCGGACGUGUUGUGAACGUGUUCUCUGAGAAUGACUCCGUACUUGCUUUCCUCUACCGAACGAGUAGCCUGCAGCUCGGUGUCGCCGGAUUGCAGCCAGUCGAGGGUGUUCCAGGCGUUGAAAAUCUCGACGUAAGCGAAAUGAUCAGCGGUCAUUUGCGGUACCAAUUUCUUCUUGGCAAAAUCCUUGCCCUUAUUGGGCUUCAGGACCUUGAUCCCAAUGAGAUCGAACGCGAAGAAGCUGCUCUUGCCAACGAGGACAAGCGACAGGAGAAGGAGCGGCUGGAGAACGAGCGCGAGGCUGGUGUGGAAGAUCGGGAAUCAUCUGCUGCCCGUGAUACCCUGAACAGCCAGGAUGGCUUUAGGGAAGAUGCCCGGUUGCAGAAGAAAGUCGAAACGCAGACUCAGGAGAAUAUGACAACCCACCGGAUUGAAAUGCUUGAUUUGGAUGACGACGAUUACUCAGCGCCUUUGAAGGAAGAUCCCUCGAAGCACGCUGCCCUUUAA
Messenger RNA from Penicillium digitatum Pd1, 2196 nucleotides. RefSeq names its product DUF726 domain protein. Lineage: Eukaryota; Fungi; Ascomycota; Eurotiomycetes; Eurotiales; Aspergillaceae. The record is from RefSeq and is a predicted model, not a curated record.